AUGGUUCGUCUCGUAUUUGUCUGGAUUCUCACCUAUUUCUCUACGUACUACAAUGUCGAGAGUACUUUUAUCGACUUUCGAUCGAUUGAUGGGCAAUUGAAAGCGGACAAUGAGACGUUUUUGAUCAAGGGGAUCAAUUGGUUUGGUGGGGAAAGUAUUGAGCUUGUGGUACAAGGAUUAUGGCCAACUGCUACUUCGAUUGGCAAUGCAAUGGACUUGUUUGCGAGCAACAACUUUAACGCACUGCGUUUGCCAUUGGCUAUGGAUUCAGUCGUUAAGGAUCCUGUUGUUGAGAGUGGACAGACGGCUGGGACACCGUCUCUUGCAGGCAAAACAUACUUGGAAAUACUGGAUGUGAUUAUACAUGAAGCUCGCGAACGCAACAUCCUUAUUAUGCUUGAUAGUCAUCGGAUUGAAGCAUCGGAACCAGAUUUCCCGGAUAUUGCAGUACCUGGUGAUAUUACGCCGGCUCUACAGAAGCUAGCGACGAGAUACUGUGAAGAUCAAGGAGCAUGGAAUGUAUUUGCUAUCGACAUUAAGAAUGAACCAAAGGGAAAAGCUACGUGGGGCAAAGGAGAUGAAGCUACAGACUGGAACUUGCAGGCUGCUAAGAUUGGCAAUGCGGUGCUGAAGAAAUGUCCUCGACUGUUGAUUUUUGUACAAGGUGUGCAAACAAAUAUAAAGGGAGUCAGUAUGAAGUGGGGACAAGCGGGGGGAUCACUGCAAGGUGCUAAGGAUUAUCCCGUGAAGCUGAGUGAUAUGGAGAAACUGGUGUAUAGCCCACAUUUGAUUUCACCGGGUGUGGACUACAAGGCACCAUGGUGGAGUGAAUCAAGCUUUCCAGAUAACAUGCCAGUUUUGUGGGACGAGUAUUUUGGUUUCAUUCCGAAGGAAACUGGUCAGGCUGUGGUUGUUGGCUCGUGGGGAGCUAAGAUGGAAGACGAGAACAAGAAAUGGGCUGAUGCAGUCUCGGCGUACCUCGAGAAAAAGUCAAUUGGAUCGUUUUACUGGGCCUUUAACCCUCAGUCAGCAGACAUGGGUGGCUUCGUAAUGGACGAUUGGGUCACACCUAUUGCUGAACGUGUUGAGUUGCUAGAGAUUUUACCGUCAACUAGUAUCGAAGAUAUUGUUGCAACCUACGCAAAAUGUAGCCGUAAGUGCUCUGGAAAUGGCGCCUGUGAAGGUGACAAGUGUAUCUGCUACUCUGGAUGGAGUGGACCUCAGUGCGAGAUUUGCUCGGAGGGCGAUACCGUAGCAUGCAACGAUAUGGGUACGUGCUUGAGAAACAGCACGUGCGCAUGCGAUGGUGGUUUAGGUGGAAAAUAUUGUGCUGGUGCAGAGUGUGAUGAGAUUGAUUGUGGUAAUGUGGACAAUGCUGGCUGCUUUAAUGGCGAAUGCACCUGUUUGUACAGCUGCGUUGGAAAUGGUUGUGCUGUUUGCGCUGCGAGCGAAGCUGCACUGGCUGAUGCUUCCAACAAAGCGACGAUCCUGUGUGAUGCGUGUGCUUCCCAAGACGCUUCAUCUUCGACCGUUGCUGCCUCUGUGUCCACGCUAGAAACUGCCAUGAUCUCCCUCUUCCUUGCAUAUCUCUUUUGA
Molecule: messenger RNA, 1596 nt
Organism: Peronospora belbahrii
Lineage: Eukaryota; Oomycota; Peronosporomycetes; Peronosporales; Peronosporaceae
Source: the annotation of a GenBank genome assembly